GUUGAAAGGAUUUUCAUAAAGGGGGAAGAAGCAGCUGACUGGCCGCUCAAUAUCUAUUAGUUUCUUGCUUAAAGUUCAACAUAUUCAGUGCGAAAAAUAGAAUUCGUUUUUCAUGAUUCAUUUUUUUCAGCAGUCAGCUCAGUACAGAGUAAUCUUCUUUCUAAUCCAUUAGUACCUUGGCGCGAUUCUGUAUAUUGGCUGUUAGACUGUACGCUAUCUUGAUGACUUUAAUGCGCUCCUCUGUUGUUGUUGAUCCACGUCGGAUGCUGUUAUCUUGAUAACCGACGAAAAGUCUUCCGCGAGGUUCAUACCUAGAGUUAUUGAUGGUUACUAUCUCAAUUAGAUGAGUGCUGAAAGUAUUUACGAAUCGACAACAGAAGAGAUAUGGAUUUUAUAACAGAAGAGUAGACUUCUCAAGUCCUUUUCAGAGCAAACGAAUCGACCAAAAGCAGUAGCUGACAAACCGAUCCAGCUGCCUACUAGAAGACCGUAAUUUGCUGUCAAUAUAUCUUACCUCCACCGUCGCAUCGUUGCGUCAUUGAUCGUCACUGAUGUUUAUCCUGCGUCAAUAUCGGUUGUUGAUAUCGCUGUUGUAGUUGAGGUUGAAGAGGCUCCUUGUCGACGUCGUUGUGGUAGUUCACGUUGAAGUGGUUAGUGUCGCGGUGAUAAAUCAUUCAGCUGAAUUCCAUCUUCACACAGGCUCCCAAUGUAAUGGCUCUCAUCACAUUUUGAGAUAAUCCUACACGUUUUAAAGAGUCUUUUAGUACAAAUACUCUUUAAAGCAAUAUUUUCUCGUCUCUUCAGGUUCCGAUAGCCCCUCGCAAGCAACACGAUCAUUCACAACAACCGCAGUCACUACGAGCAACACAAAUACCAAAACUACAACACUUAACGACCCCACAAAAACCACCUUCAUUUCCACUCCAACAUCGAGGUCCACGACCACCAUCGCCCGAACUACUUGGACCGCAAUCAUAACAUCCACGCCGACAACUAUCACCACGCGGACCACUUUAAUUCCAGAAACGUCGUCGACGGUGACCAUCACACUAACCACUACAACCUCAACUGCAAAACCGACAUCGAUCCCCAGCAGCAGAGGAACCACCACCUCCACGUCGUGUAGUGCAACCAGUACUAUAGCUACCACUUCCACCUCCACUACAACGGCGACGUCGAAAACCGGCACUACACCAAACACCUCGACCUCAUCUACAACAACCACGUCAACGACUACCUCAACAUCGACAACCAUCACCACGCCAACCACUACGACAUCAACUACAACAACCACUAAGACCUCAACUGCAACACCGACGUCCACAACCAGUACUAUAGCUACCACUUCGACCUCCACUACAACGGCGACGUCGAAAACCGGCACUACACCAAACACCUCGACCUCAUCUACAACAACCACGUCAACGACUACCUCAACGUCGACAACCAUCACCACGCCAACCACUACUACCACAGCUACCGCUUCGACCUCAACUACAACAGCGACGUGGACAACCAGUACUACAGCUACCACUUCGACCUCAACUGCAACACCGACCACUACGACCACAGCUACCACUUCGACCUCAAGUACAACAGCGACCUGGACAACCACUACCACUUCGACCUCAACUACAACGGCGACCACUACUACUACCGCUAGCACAUGGACCUCAACUACAACAGCGACGUCGACAACCACUACCACUUCGACCUCAACUAAAACAGCGCACACUAAUACCACAACUACAACUACGACCUCAAGAACAACCGCGUCGUCGACAACCAGUACUACCGCUACCACUUCGACCUCAACUACAACAGCAACGUCGACAACCAGCACUACAGCUACAACUUCGACCUCAGCAACGUCGACAACUACCAAUACAGCUACCACCUCGACCUCAGCUAAACCAGCAGCCACUACUAGCACAGCUACGACUUCGACCUCAACUACCACGGCGACGUCGACAACCAGUACUACAGCAUCCACCUCGAUAUCCUCUAAAACCCACACGUCGACCACUACCACCACAACAACAACUAUCACCUCAACUACGACCGCGACAACCAGCACUACGACAACCAGCACUACAGCUAGCACUUUGGCCUCAACUACAACAUCAGCGUCGACAACCAGCACUACAGGUACCACUCCGACCUCAACUGCAACACCGACCACUACAACCACAGCUACCACUUCGACGUCAACUACAACAGCCACCACUACUACCACUUCGACCUCCACUACAACGGCGACGUCGAAAAUCAGCACUACACCAAACACCUCGACCUCAUCCACAACCGCCACGUCAACGACUGCCUCAACCACAACAGCAUCCACCUCAAUAUCAUCUAAAACCCACACGUCGACCACUACCACCACAACAACAACUAUCACCUCAACUACGACCGCGACAACCAGCAUUACGACAACCAGCACUACAGCUACCACUUUGGCCUCAACUACAACAUCAGCGUCGACAACCAGCACUACAGGUACCACUUCGACCUCAACUGCAACACCGACCACUACAACCACAGCUACCACUUCGACGUCAAGUACAACAGCGACGUCGACAACCAGUACUACAGCCACAACGUCGACCUCAGCAACCUCGACAACUACCACUACAGCUACCACUUCGACCUCAACUACAACAGCGACGUCGACAACCAGUAAUACAGCUACGACUUCGACCUCAACUACAACAGCGACCGCCGGUACCAAAGCUACAACUACGGCCUCAAGUACAACAGCGACGUCGACAACCAGUACUAUAG
Molecule: messenger RNA, 2784 nt
Organism: Didymodactylos carnosus
Lineage: Eukaryota; Metazoa; Rotifera; Eurotatoria; Philodinida; Philodinidae
Source: the annotation of a GenBank genome assembly